UUUAGAUUAUUUUUUUAGGCCCAUAAAACAUUUUGCAACAUACAGGGAGCUUAAACACAACCGAAAGCUUCAACAUUCAAAGAAAACUUGUUUUAAUUCAUAUUCCUACGUUGAAAAUGUUGUUAUGACUGUUGAGCUUAUUAGGUCUACUGUCAUAAUGCAGCAGACGUAGUUAUGUUGACCAGUCCGAGGAGCAUGUAAAGUGAGCUUUCAUUGAUGGCACAGCUAACCUUAUCACACCGCACUUUGAACUUAACAGCGUAAAAAAAGAAAAUCAGUUCAAAUCACACAGAUUACGAAUUAUACCAAUGCAUAAAAGGGAUCAUAUUUAUAUAACCAUAAGGAAAAUAGGGCCAGCUGUGAAUUCACAAACUUUUCGACAUGUAUGACAUUAGAAAAAUAAGUAUAACACUACUUGGCAACAUCACGUCGAGUCUGAGAAUCUGAACGAUACAAAAUGAAUCAUGUCGCAUGAGAUAUGAGGACCACAGUACGUCAGCGGGUAAACGUUAGGUACAAAAGGGCCGUGCUGCACAUGUGUGAUUGCAACACAUAUUCCCCUGCUGCUAAAUCAACUUGGAGAACAUUGACGACAUCCUUGCCCUUAUAACACCAGCAAACAGACGCAGAACCCAGAUACAUAAAGCAAAACAAAACAAAAAAUUCAGAAAAAAAAAGGAAUAAGCGGAGCAGCGAGUCCAAAGGGUUAAUUAACAAAAACCCGCCCCCCAAAAAACCAAGAGAUAUAAGAGUGCAAAAAUAAACAAAGCAGCGUCAACAAAAGUAAGGAGGAAUGAUGGACAAGAAGAAGACUGUCCGGAAUGUGGCUGACCCCCAUCGUUCAGGCAGCAGCAGCAGCUCGAAGGGAGAGUACAAACGAUCAGAGGAUGAACAGUGGAGCCUAUCGCUCACUUCCCCUCCGUCCACGACGCGCGAGUGGCUCCUCCACAACGGCUUCCAGCAGUUCGUCGAGACUUUCUCACAUUACUCGGGACUAGACAUGUUCCGACUCUCCAAAACCGACUUCAAGGAGAUCUGUGGCAUAACAGGAAUCACGCUAUUUGAAGCAUUGAGGAGACCACAAUCGUGUGUACUUCGUCUGUACAUCAAGGCUGACGAGAGAAAAUGCUACAGAGCUGUGUUUCUACAAAAGUUCUCCUACGAUGAUUUUGUACUCAAACUGUCAGAAAUUCUAAAUUGUACCCCAGACUCAAUACAGCAGAUUACAAUGGAACAUUCCACUGGCAUUCACAUUCUGGUGACUAGUGAAGUGAUAGCAAACAUGGAAGAUGAGUCCAUAUUUAUCUUAGAUACUGAGAAAGAAACUCCGUCAACAAACGCAGAAUUCGACACAGCAACCCACAGUGAUUACUACACCAAUGACGAGAACAAUGAAGAUGAACUUGGUGAAAAUGGAAGAAAACAGCCAACGAGACUAACAGUUAAACUUAGAAGCUCGGAAGAAUUAAGUCCUGAGAAAUAACAAAGUCCUGUGUGAACCCUCUGAAGGACAAUCAAGACAAAAAAUAUAUAACCCCCUAAUAUAAAAGAUGCUCAAAUUAUAAAUGUUUAAAAGAUAAGACCAUUUUUUUGAGGUUCAAGUGGCUUUGUAGAUAAUGUUUAUAAUAUUUCAAUUUCAUUAUUAUAUUUAUCCCAUUGCUUGAAAUCAAAAUAAAGAAAACUUCACACUACCAGACUGGAACGUGUUCUCCACAUGGCUGGUUUCCCAGUGAGUCAAGUUGAGCAACUCUGGAUCUAGUCAGACAAGUCUCUCGCCAAAAUAUUGGAAAAGUCACUUAUAAUGGCUCGAGAAAUUGAAAAAACUUCUAAUUGCUAUGAAUUUCAAUGCUCAUCACAAGUCUGUCUGAAAAGGUGCAAGGGUAAGAAAUCAUUGCCAAGCUUCCAAACAGAACUCUUUCCUGGGCAAAUCCAGUGUAGUUACUCAUGCAAGCAGCUUAGGAGCACCAAUGUAAUCUACUAUUCACUUGCACCCCUCAUAUUUUGGGUAGGGAUAUUAACUCUAUUCAUAACCACCUCCUAUCCAAGUUAGGGACUAGCAUGGGAGUAUACACUCCCAUAGCAGUAGUCUAGUUAGUCUGGCAGUAAACUUAAAUAUCUGGCCAUCAGCAGUUCCAAACUGGUUUUUUCUGAUUGACAGCCCAAUUUUGUAGUAUUUAUUCACAAUGCAUAACUUCUAAUGUACAUUUUUUAACUUUGGUUUAAGAAAGGGAACGUAAAAAUGUUCCCUUCCGAAUUUUAUUGAUCUUAUACUUAUUAGUAAUUCAGCAUGUGUUAUAAAUAUAACCCUUUAUACAUAAGCAUGCAUGUUAGUUUUAAAAAAUACAAUAUUUUUUUAUGAGUAGAAUACAACAGAGUUUGUAUUUGUUUAUUUGAAAUUAUAUUACUGUAAAAUUUUCUUUUUGCUUUCUUACUGUGGUAACCUAAUUUUGAUGUCUGAUGCCUCUUGGCUUCUUAGACUUAACAAU
Messenger RNA from Macrobrachium nipponense, 2486 nucleotides. RefSeq names its product transcription factor CP2-like. The transcript is spliced from 6 exons. Gene Ontology annotation, molecular function: RNA polymerase II cis-regulatory region sequence-specific DNA binding; DNA-binding transcription activator activity, RNA polymerase II-specific. Bases 794 to 1483 code for a protein of 229 amino acids. Gene Ontology annotation, cellular component: nucleus. The record is from RefSeq and is a predicted model, not a curated record. Gene Ontology annotation, biological process: regulation of transcription by RNA polymerase II. NCBI's taxonomy places the organism in Eukaryota, Metazoa, Arthropoda, Malacostraca, Decapoda, Palaemonidae.